Messenger RNA from Scylla paramamosain (green mud crab), 1059 nucleotides. RefSeq names its product glutamic acid-rich protein-like. The record is from RefSeq and is a predicted model, not a curated record. The coding region runs from base 1 to 342 and encodes 113 amino acids. Lineage: Eukaryota; Metazoa; Arthropoda; Malacostraca; Decapoda; Portunidae. The transcript is spliced from 2 exons.
AUGAAAAGGAUGCAGAGACUGAAGGAGAGGAGGAAGAGAAGGACGCAGAGAAAUGAAGAGAAGGAAAAAGAGAAGGAUGCAGAGAAUGAAAAGGAGGAAGAAGAGAAGGAUGCAGAGAAUGAAGAGGAAGAAGAAGAGAAGGAUGCAGAGAAUGAAGAGGAAGAAGAAGAGAAGGAUGCAGAGAAUGAAGAGGAGGAAGAAGAGAAGGAUGCAAAGAAUGAAGAAAAGGAGGAAGAAAAUGAUGCAGAGACUGAAGAAGAGGAGGAAGAGAAGGAUGCAGAGAAUGAAGAGGAGGAAGAAGAGAAGGAUGCAGAGACUGAAGAAGAGGAGGAAAUUUUAUAGGAAAUACCUUACUGGGUUGGAGUAGUAAAAACCCACAGGAAAUUUUAUAGGAAAUUAGGAAAACUGUUCAAAUGAGGUACCCCCAUUUUCUGGAGGCAAAAAGUUUAAUCUCUAAGAAGUAAACUCUGUUAACCGCGGAUUUGAGGGAAAAUAUUUAUCAAGACGGAGUUUAAAAGUCUCUAUGGUGUUGCAGUCUAUAACGUCUCGAGGAAGUCCAUUCCAUGCAUUUCUUUUAGUUGUUCGUUAGACUACGGUAUUCGCUAUUUUGGUGUCAUCAGGAAACUUCGAUAUUAUACCGGUAACACCCUCGUCCAUGUCGUUUAUAUAAACAAGGAAGAGAACAGGUCCUACAUCUGAUCUCUGUGGCACGCACACCGCUGGUAACGUUAGUCCACUUGAAUGCUGUUCCAUUUACAACUACUCUUCGUUUACAGAUGUUUAGCCAGUUUUCUAUCCAUCUCAACACGUCGCCUUGGAUACCAUGCGAUUUCAAUUUAAUCAGUAAACGUUUGUGGGAAACUUUGUCGAAGGCCUUUUGAAAAUCAAGAUAUAUUAUAUCUACAGCUUUAUUUUCGUCAUACUGGUUCAGAAUAUCAUAGAAGUCUAAGAGGUUCGUCAAACAAGAACGGAUGUUACGGAAGCCAUGUUGAAUAUUCUUAAGCACGUUGUUUUUCCCCAAGUGAUUAAUGAGUUUAUCUCUUAUAAGUAUUUCUAACA